AUGUCCGACUCCGAGGCUUCCAUGCCGGGCCUGGAGCCGUUCCACGUGCGUCAGAUCCGGAUGGUCGAGCGCGUCCUCGGCCAGAAGGUGUCGCCACGCGACCACGCGAUGAUUGAUUGUCUCGCGGAGCGCAUGGAGAGGUACGGUUGGCACUCCGUCAGCAUCAACCCGGUGCCGCUUGGGUAUCAGUACAUCAUCCAGGCCAAGUCUGAGAAGAGGCGGGAGGAUGAGGCCAGGCAGCAGGCCGCGCAGGACGCUGCGCAGCCUCAGCCUACCGCCACUUUCGCCGCACCGCCCGUGGCACCGCCUGCCGCCGCUGCCGCUCCGGCCGCAGCAUCGCAGGCACACUCGCAGCACCAACAGGCGCAGCAACCCCGGCCCAACGAGUCGCCCGAGGGGUGGACGAGGGUCGGGAAGGGCGGCAAGCCGGACAGGUUCACCAUGAAGAACUUCGGCCGCAACCCGCCAAAGUCGGGCAAGCGGAAGCAGGAACACCGCAAGCCCGCACCCAAGGGAGGUGGACCCCCACCCCCUUCUCCCAAGGUGGUGGACAAGAACAGGCUGAGCGCAUUGGGCGCUGGCCCUUCUGGCACCAGCGGGAGCCACGAGCGCGCACCGCCGCGCUCUCCCUCCCCCACCUCGCCGCCUGCCAAAUCGCCGCGGCCGUCUGCGCCUGCUUCCGGGUAUAACUCCGAGCUCGAAUUUUCCGACGCUGAGGCGCGGGAUAGGGUGGCAGGGGUUGUGCACGACGCAGUGCAGCAGGCUGUGAUGCAAUAUGGCUAUGACGACGAGCUCUACCAGGCAUGGAGGGACGGCGAGAUAGGCGAAAAGGACUUGCCGGAGGAGCCGCAGCCGUAG
Molecule: messenger RNA, 858 nt
Organism: Emiliania huxleyi CCMP1516
Lineage: Eukaryota; Haptophyta; Isochrysidales; Noelaerhabdaceae
Exons: 2
Coding region: 1-858 (285 amino acids)
Source: RefSeq, a predicted model, not a curated record